This is a messenger RNA of Phalacrocorax carbo (great cormorant), 8784 nucleotides long. Lineage: Eukaryota; Metazoa; Chordata; Aves; Suliformes; Phalacrocoracidae. The record is from RefSeq and is a predicted model, not a curated record.
CGGGAGGCAGGCGGGGGGCAGGCGCGGGGCAGGCGGGAGGCAGGGCGGGCAGCGGCCGCUGCGGCGUGGGGCCGCGCCCGGGAGGCGGCGGAGCGGGCUGAGCCGAGGUUCUGAAUUGUGCCUGAGCAGAGCGCUGAGAGCAGCCCUGGAAGCAGCAGCAGGGUGACCAGCGGCCAUGACGACAGAGACGGGCCCCGGUUCGGAGGUCAAGAACACGCAGGAGGAGGCUCCGCAGCAGCAGCCGGAGGCGGCAGCGCACGGCCCCACCGCUGCAGCCGCCAACCCUGCCGGCCGGGACGCUGAGUCUAAUGAGAAGCCCAGCACACAGUCUGAUGCCCGAAACACCGAGCCAAGCACAGAAAUGGAGGAGAAGGACUACAGUGAGACGGAUGGGCUCUCUGACAAAACAACCCCUAGCAAGACCCAGAAGUCACCCCAGAAAACCACCAAGAAAGUGAAGAGUGCCCUGUGCAGAGUGACCCUGCUCGAUGCCUCUGAGUAUGAAUGCGAGGUGGAGAAGCAUGCCCGAGGCCAGAUCCUCUUCGACAUGGUGUGCGAGCACCUCAACCUCCUGGAGAAGGACUACUUCGGCCUCACCUUCUGUGACUCGGACAGCCAGAAGAACUGGCUGGACCCCUCCAAGGAGAUCAAGAAGCAGAUCCGCAGUGGGCCCUGGAACUUCGCCUUCACUGUGAAGUUCUACCCUCCAGACCCUGCCCAGCUCACGGAGGACAUCACAAGAUACUACCUGUGCCUGCAGCUCCGUGCAGACAUCAUCACGGGGCGCCUGCCCUGCUCCUUUGUCACACACGCCCUGCUGGGCUCCUACGCCGUGCAGGCUGAGCUGGGUGACUAUGAUGCCGAGGAACACAUGGGCAACUACGUCAGUGAGCUCCGCUUCGCCCCCAACCAGACACGGGAGCUGGAGGAGCGCAUCAUGGAGUUGCACAAGACCUACCGGGGAAUGACCCCCGGGGAAGCAGAGAUCCACUUCCUUGAGAACGCCAAGAAGCUCUCCAUGUACGGGGUGGACCUGCACCAUGCCAAGGACUCAGAGGGCAUUGACAUCAUGCUGGGCGUCUGUGCCAACGGCCUCCUCAUCUACAGGGACCGGCUGAGGAUCAACCGCUUCGCCUGGCCCAAGAUCCUCAAAAUUUCCUACAAAAGGAGCAACUUCUACAUCAAGAUCCGCCCGGGUGAGUACGAACAGUUUGAGAGUACCAUUGGCUUCAAGCUGCCCAACCACCGCUCUGCCAAGCGUCUCUGGAAGGUCUGCAUAGAGCAUCACACCUUCUUCAGGCUGGUAUCGCCAGAGCCACCCCCCAAGGGCUUCCUGGUGAUGGGCUCCAAGUUUCGCUACAGCGGGCGGACGCAGGCGCAGACACGGCAGGCCAGCGCCCUCAUUGACCGCCCGGCUCCCUUCUUUGAGCGCUCCUCCAGCAAACGGUACACCAUGUCUCGCAGCCUUGACGGAGAAUUCUCGCGCCCAGCCUCCGUCAGUGAGAACCACGACGCCGGGGCAGAGGGCGAGAAGCAGGAUGAGGACGGUGAGUUUGGCAGCAGGAGGCGGUCCGAGACAGAGGACGAGGAGGUGACCACCCCAACGAAAAUCAAGGAGCUGAAGCCGGAGCACGAAACAACCCCCAGGCACAAGCAGGAGUUUUUAGACAAGCCAGAAGAUGUUUUGCUGAAGCAUCAGGCCAGCAUCAAUGAGCUGAAACGGACCCUGAAGGAGCCCAACAGCAAGCUGGUUCACAGGGAUCGGGACAGGAGGCUGCCUUCCUCACCAGCAUCUUCCUCACCCAAGCAUGAGGAUGAAACACCAAAGGGAACCCCAGAAAAGGCCAGCGAGACGAUGGAAGAGGACACCCUAGACGAUUUUGCAUCUGAGCACGGAGCUUCCCUAAGCAUGGAGUCUUUCACGCAGAAAAGCCUUGUCUCCUCUCCUGAGGGCUCGGAGCAUUGGGUAUUUAUAGAGAGAGAAACUCCUAGGCUGGAAGCGGUAGCUCUAAAGAAAGCUCUGGGAGUCAAGAAAGAAGAAGCACAUGCAGGUACCUCAGAAGUGAAAAUGGGCACGAGCAUAUCAAAAGCGGAGAUGGCAGUAGGGAAAGCCAAGGAAAUGGCAGGCCAGGAAGAGCCAGCAGAUGCAGCCCUGGAUACCCGGACAAGAGCAAAAAUGAUCGCUAGUCCAGAGGAUUUUGAGUCUGUCUGGGAGGAUGAGAUCUAUGAGAAGGAAACCAGGGGGGAGCCCAGCCAGGAGGCAGAGCGCCUGACAGCUGGGAGCGCAGAGGAGCCCCAAGAGCAGGGCGAGGAAGCAACCACCAUUGAGCCAGGUCUGCCCAAGCCGUGUCAGCAGCCUGAAGAGAAGCAAAGGGUCAGGAUUUUGGGACCAGACCCUCCCCAGGGAGAAAGUGAGGUGGUCUCCAAGGAGCGUGCUUCUGCAGCCUCCAGGAAGCAGGAGCCCAGAGUGCUGGCCACAGCCACGGAGCUUGUUAAAAUUAAAGUGAAGGCUAGUGACGACAGCUCGGAGACUUCUGCAACCCAGAGGAUCAUCUACUUAGGAGAUCCAGAGGGAGAGGCAAAGGUCAGUAAAACACACCCGCUCUUCGAGACUAGUGGACGGCUUGGCUUGGAGGAGAGACCAGAAGCCACUGUGACCACAGCUGGAGAGGGACCUGGGCAUGUGGCACCUGCUGCAGAAGGGUUCCAACCCCCUUCCUCAGCAAAUCAGCAACACAGGGCAGUGUCUGGAAAACCUGCUGAAGCACCAGAGCAGCCCGGGACAGGCUGUGAUGGGACCAGCCUGGUGGAAUGUCCCACCUCGGGGUGGGAGGAAGGGCUGCCCCUACAGCAAGAGAAAGCAUCUGCUGGGCUGACAGGCUGCAAAGCGUCCGAGGGAGGUGAAGCUCUACCAUGUUCCCAAGAGGUGGGGCCAGAGGAGAUGGAUCUGCGAAGCCCAGUGGGAAGCUUGAAGCCAUGUGGCCUGACAGGGGAUGGCCGCAGGGCUGAGGAGCACAGAGGGAGCCCAAUUCAGAGUCCAGACCUCUGCACAGCAGCGGAGGGGCUCUCGGGAAGGACUGGAGCAGACGUCGGCAAGGAGGAAAGUGCCAGAGUGGUUCUUCAGAUGGAAGAGUUAGAGACCAAGUUGCUUCUGUCAGCUGUGUCUCAGCAGUGCCACCCCCACACCACCGCAGGGUCCGAGGGGGAUAAGCCCAGCGCUCCUGCCCCAACGCCCUUUCCCCAGCAAUCCAGCCCUGUCCCUGAAGAGCCAGCCCCAGGCGCUGAGCCUGAGGGCAGAGACCUGGCCCAGAGUACCAGCCCUGAAAUAGGUGUGGGCAUGCCCAAAGAUGUGAAGCCCUCAGUGGAGGUGGUACGCAAGGAGGCAAGCCCUGUAGUAGACAAAGGGACACCCAAGGAUGUGAGCCCUGUAGCAGAGGUGGCCAUACACAGGGGCACCAAUCAUGAUUCUGAAGAACAAUCCCAAGACAUGGGCUUUGCUACAUGGAAACCACACCAAGGUGCAAGUCCUGUUGCAGGAGGACCACCCCAAAGCACAGAUGCUGCAGCAGAGCCGAUACAGGUCAGAGACCCAGCCACAGGGGAGGUGGCCCAGGACAUGGACCCCAUCGCAGCGAGGGCAACCCAGAGCAAAGUCCCUGACACAGAAGAGGAGAAGCCCAUGAUAAAAGAGCUCUCCCAGGACGUAGGGCCCACAUCAGGGAAGCUGACCAGAGAUGAAGGCUGUGGGAUGGAAGAAUUGCACCAUGACAAAAGCCCUUGCAUGGAAGAGCUGCCUCCCAAGGCAGAAGAACCAGGACAGUCUGAGGCCAUAAUAAGAGACCUGCCCCAUGAGGGACCUGUGGCUGGAGGGCUGCUGCACACUGCAGAUCCCAAAGCACAAGAGCCACCCUGGGACUUGGAGUUUAAUGUGGGGCAAGACCUGCAGGGCAGGAGUCCUACAGUAGGAGAAACAGCCAGAGACAGUGGCCUUGUGCCAGGGCAGCCACCGCAGGAUAAAUCUCCUCCCAAAGAAGCUGCUGAUGUCCCGCACUCCCACUCCCCUGUAGCAGGAUUAUGUCAAGGAAGCAAGACAUACCGGCUCUCCGCCUUGAUCUAUGAAGGCGGGGGAGAGCCGCAAGUAAGCAGUGGGACACAUCAAACAGAGUCCGCGUCACUGAUGUGCAUGGCUAGGAGGACGGGAGCAGUGUCUCAGGAGCGUGGGGAGGUCGCUGUGGCCCCAGGCAGCUGGCAGGACAGCGAGAGCUACAGGAAAACCUCAGUGGCCUCUAAGAUCAAGAUGUUCGAGCAAAGUGAAGCAGAGCGAAGGGCAGCCCGGGAGGGACAAGAGUGCGUGCCUGAAGCUGAGACGUUGGCAAAAGCAAAGGGGAAGAUGGGUCUGGCACAGGACAUGCUUUUGAACACAGGCCUCACCUCACUGCUGGCAGUGUCGGUCCCUCCAGUGGGGGCCGUGUCCAGUGUGGGCUCCUUGGCCCUCGGGCGAGAGGCCGGUUCAGGAGACGCCUCCCAGCCUCUCUCUCUGAAGGAAGAUGUUUCUGUUGACCUGGAGCAUGGAGAAGACAGUGCUGACCUGGUCUCCCCUGACUCUGGCUGCGAACUCACACUGGCAGAAGCUGUGAGCAAAACUCAGGAACCAAGUGGGGAAGAAAAGGAUUUAUCUGACCCGUCAGUAAAAUCCAGCCUGAAAGAAGAGAAUUUAAAGACUGCUGUUCCAGUGGUCUUCCAGAGAGCGGGCUUGAGGGAGGGCACCGAGGAGAAAGCUAAGCCACCUCGGCACAAGGCUCCUGAGAGCGACACCGGCGAUGAGGAGCAGGACCAGGAGAAGGACUCGGUCUUUCUGAAGGACAACCAUCUGGCCAUCGAGCGCAAGUGCUCCAGCAUCACAGUCAGUUCAACCUCCAGCCUGGAAGCAGAAGUGGACUUCACAGUGAUCGGUGACUUCCAUGGCACAGCCUUUGAGGACAUCUCCCGGAGCCUGCCUGAGCUGGACAAGGACAAGAGUGAAAUGGAAGACGAAGGCCUGGUUUCCUUCCAGCAUACUGACAAAGUAGUUCCCAGACUGGAAGACGAUGUCAAAGGCGGGGAGAAGGUCUCCCAGCCCAGCCCAGAUGUCUCCCAGCUAGAGUCACCAGCCCCAAAAACGGAUGCGGUGACUCUGGGCCUGCGGCCGGGCAUGAAGAAGCCUGAAGCAGACAGCUCUGCUCCCCAGCGGGUCGCCACCACAGAUGCAGUGCAGGUGGAAGGAGGCACCCCGGGCAGCAGGGACACCACAGCCACUGCUCACGCUGGCACCACAGAGACAGCACUGGCGACCUCAGAUCACAGCACCAAGGCUGGGAAAGGGGCCAUUCCCACGACAGACUUUCGCUCCCUCUCACCGAUCACCAGCAGCUCUGCUGGGAAGGAAGUGCUCACCAGCAUAUUCAGUGCCACUGCGGAAACCCUCUCCACUUCCACCACUACCCACGUUACCAAGACUGUGAAAGGAGGGUUUUCAGAGACCCGAAUAGAGAAGCGCAUCAUUAUCACAGGAGAUGAAGACGUGGACCAGGACCAGGCACUGGCUUUAGCAAUCAAAGAGGCAAAACUACAGCAUCCCGACAUGCUGGUAACCAAAGCUGUGGUAUACAGAGAAACAGAACCUUCUCCAGAGGAAAGGGACAAGAAACCUCAGGAAUCUUGACCAACAUGUUCAUGGAAGUUGGCGUCUAUAUUCAAACCUGGAGAACAGUGGAGAAGGAGCCUUCAUGCUGGAUUUGCCAGCAAGACAUAGACAUCCUGGCUGCAAUGUUCAUGGCGAGAGACAAAAAUUUUUAAAAAAAGGAAUAGCAAAUAUAUUAUAUAUAUAUAUACAUACAUACAUAUAUAUAUAUAUAAAAGCAGGAAACAAAAUGCAUCCUUGCACUGCUGCUAUAUGCUGGAAAUGAAUAGCAAACACCACCAACAACAAACAAAGCCAACCCUCUUUGCAGAUAAAUUGAAGAAUUUACUGGAUUGGUGAUAAAAUAAGAUUUAAAAAAAAUCAUAACAACAGUAAUAUGGUUAACAAUACAAUAAGCCACCAUCUUGCAUGUUACAUUAAAGGAUACACAAUCAUGAGUUCAUUUGUUGUACACUGAAUGGAAAGGAAAACUGCUUUGCAACAAAGCAAGAAAUAAGCAAACUUAAAUAAAAAACCACAAGCAGAAGCAAAACCAUUCCCCACCUCUGGAAAGAAGAGAGAAAAACAUUGACUUUGUUACCUUAGAGUUAUUUUCCGAUUUGCAGGUGUGGUUUCGCCCUUCUUUUCAUUCCAUGCUGGUUCUUUUGCAUCUUUUGGGGUUCUGUUAACUCUUCCCCUUCCGUUCCUUAUCUUCUUCUCUGUGCACUUGUCCAACCUCUUGUUCUCUGAAGGUAUUUAAGAAUGGAUUUAAUUUCAAACAAAACAAAUCAUAUGUAUAUGGUUUCUCAUUUAUAAAAAAGCAGCCUGUAGGGGUUUCAUAUGGAUGUGCAUUUAAGUUAUGUAUAUUAUUAUAUAUAACGAGGGGGGAGGGAGGGAACAAUACUGAAAUAAUUUGACAGUGCUGGUAAAUAUGAUGACAACAUUUUUAAAUUAUUAACUCUUUGAUUGACUGUGGUUGGUGUAUUUUGAGACUCUUAGAUCACAUGUGGGACUCUCAGUCCUGCAAGAAGAGAAUGGGGAAGGUUGCAGCCGUUGCUGUUUUGGGGGGAAGGGGAGAGGGCGAGAGACGGGAGACGUCCUGCCGGCUGGUCUGCAGUGUAUGGUGGUUGGAUUUGGAGGGUCAGUGGUGACUUGGAGGGGCAGGGAAGGAGCUUGAGGCUGCGGCUCCAGCAGCUGUAGGCAGGAUUGUCUCCCCGGCCCCCACCCAGAGCCACGGGAGUCAGCCGGGAGCAAGGUGGCAGCCGCAGGACUGCGUUCAUCGCUCCUCUCCAGCCCACUGAGCCGUGCUGGUGGUUGGGGUGGUUUUGCUUUGUUUCUGGAUCCCAGUAAUGAAGUUACUCGAGCUUUGUAGUAGGGUUGAAGGCAGAGGGGUUGUUUCUGCCUUGCCUCCUCCGCUGCCCAGGGUGCGAUGGCAAGGGCUGCCCGAGGCACUGCGAACUGGUGACAGUGAUAGCGGAGCGAUAGCAGUCCUUCCCCUGACCUGCCAUGGGAUGGGCAGUGGAGAGACCAUGCUGCCUCCACACUGCAGAGCAUCCCCAGCAUCCCAGGCUGGACGAGAGCCCAAGCCCUCUGCGUAAGAAGGUGCGUGUCGAGGAGAUGUCAGUGGAGCUGCCUUCCCCCAACUCAUCGCAGCUCGGCCUUUAGCCACAGGCUUCCUCUGUGGCUGCCUUUGGAAGGGGAUCAUGGGCCAAGCGCAGGGCCUCAUACACUGUGAACGAGGCAGUUAGGGUAGACUUGGAACCAAAAUCAGGAAGGAAAGGAAAUAAAUGGGUUUCCUACUUGGAAUUGUCUCUAGCUCCUGUGGAAACAGAAGGGCCCACGAUUCUGCACCAUUUUGCCUUUAGUCUCCCACCCCUCACACAGACUGUGCCCAGAACUAGGUGCGUUUUGCCAGGUCGUGCAAUGGUGCAGAGGAUGACAGUGAGCAGGAGAGCCUGUGCCGUGAGGACCUUGUGGGCAGACUCCGCUCACCGCCUUUGCUGUCCUAGGAGAGAGCCUGCUGUCUGGCAGCUGCGGUUCACCAGUCACUUGCUAGUAUGUCCCUGUGAAGUCUGUUCUUCUGGCAGAGAGGUUUCUCCUGCAAGCGUGAAAGGCGUGAGCACAGGCUGCUUGGGAAGCAGAGCGAGCUGCUGGCUGGCACCAGUGCUGCCAGGUUGUGAGCUUCCAUCCAAGCGCCUCCAGCUACCUUUUAGAGAGCAGAACCCCAAGCAAAAAAGAGUUAAGGCAGUUGCAAAGAGGCUACUUUUCUCUCUUUUCUUUUUUUAAUACACCCAAACCAGCUGUAAUCAGCAGUGGAAUUUUCGGAGGGAGGCAGGCUGGGGGAGGACCUGUGGUCUGCACACAGCGCUGGUGUUCAUUAACACACUGCGUUUCAUACUCAGAGGAGCCCACCUGGCUUUGACACCUUUACAACCCACCAGAGGCUAGUGUGAAACUAGAUACUUGCUUUUGACGUUUUGUACAGUUAUAAAAUCGAUUUUACUGUUAAAAUUAGUGGCCUUACAGAGUUAGGCUUGAUGUGCGCUUGGACUGAGAUGAGUUAUGUUUGGAGUGAGCAGAUCCAGUCCAUGGCUUCCGUAGCGUGUUUAAUGGGUGAUGGUGUUUAAAAACUUAACAAAAAAAAAAAAAAAGGAAAAAAAAAAGAAAGAAAAAACCUCACUGCUUGUUUGCCUGGUGAGACGUGGGUUUCUGCUGCUCAGCAACAACUGAGGCCCCCGUGGGCUCAGCUCCCCCAGCCUGCCCAUUGCCUUGCUCCAUUUCAGAUAGUGGAUCACUGCUUGUUUUCUUCCAGGGGCCUUUCUGUUGAAAGGGGUGGGAGACAUGAGUGCCUGUUUUUACCUGAUCCCACAAAUUCAUUCCAAACCUGGCCUGCGAUUGCAUGAGUAAUAAUAACAGUAACAAUAAUAUUUAUUUUUAUUUGAGAAGCACCUUACCAACCAACUGCAACGCUCUGUUGUUCCUUCACUAACUCUCCUUUUCUCUUCCCUUGUUCUCCCUCUCCCCUCUUUGGUCAUACUCAUUUUCAGUGCUCGGUGGUGUAUGCGUGUGUGCUCACUGUUCUUGUAUUCAAUAAAAGUGAAAUAAAUGUGUUUGAUGCUAAACCA